CAGUCAAAGCGAGACUUGGAGGCAAGGCUAGAAAAAAACACCUUCAGUCAGGAAGGAAAACUUCCACUUCUGUCUCCAACAGGAAAACAGAACGAGGAUUUUCAGGUCUCGUUCAGAGGAGUCGCUGAUGCCAGUCGAUGGUCUCUAGGAGAGCGCGUGACUCAAAUUAUGCCAGGCCCCAGUGGAGAAGUCCAAAAGCGGAAUCCUUUUGUGAAAGUGAAGGAAGAGAGUCUGGAUAAGGAGGAUCAGGGCUUUUUUCCAGCAGGUUCUCCCUGGAUCUGAGAUCCGGUACCUCUGAAAAAAGAUCAUGUGCCUGGUGGCCCCGCCCCCGGCACCCAAAGACCCGUGGAUCAUCGCCCCUCACAUGUGAUAAUAGAGAGAUCCACCACCUCUUUUCCCAGAAAAAAAGCCCUGAGGAGGAUACCAUCAGCCCAGAGAUGUGGCACCAGCAGCUCUGGUACCAGGAGGCCAAGGGGCCCAGAGAGACAGGCCUUCUGGGAGGCCCUACAGCGCACUGUCCCAAAUCAGAGCAGGAGCCAUCACGCACUGACAGGAUGUGGCUCUCCAGGAAGGCCAAACAGGAGCAUGAAGGGGUGGCUGGAGCACUGGCAGAUGAUGAGAAAGUGAGGGGAAAAGAGGAGAUGAAUCUUCAUUGGGGAAGACCUUGGCAAGUGGUACUCAAUGAGACAUUAUUGGAGGGAAACAAGCAGAAUGUCUUUCCAUUUUGUGACCAGGAAAAGGUGCCUCCAAAUAAGCAGGAGGUAGAAAGAGGGCUGAAAAGCCAUCCAGGGAAAGCAGCUAAGCAAGUCUUUCUUUAUGAGGAAGAUUUACUUGAAGAGGAAAUCUGCGGUCACAAGAGAGUCAAGACAGGUACUGAUGAAAGCGUCUGUCUUCGCUUUCAUAAGGAUCAGAUCAUGCAAAUGGAAGACAAAUGUUAUAAAUGCUCACACUGUGGGAAAAUUUCCAGUUGCCGAACACUCCUUAUUAAACAUGAGAGGGUCCACACUGGAGAGAAACCUUACAGAUGCACCAUCUGCAGCAAAAGUUUUGGUCAAAAAGAAUACCUUCUUAUUCAUGAGAGAAUCCACACAGGAGAAAGACCAUAUAAAUGCCUAGAUUGUGGCAAGACCUUUAAUAAGAAAGCAGCCCUGAGUAACCAUGGGAGAACCCAUACAGGAGAGAAGCCGUAUGAAUGUUCAGACUGUUGGAAAAGCUUCAGCACAAAUUCUCAUCUCAUAAGGCACAUCCGAGUACAUACGGGGGAGAAACCAUAUAAAUGUUCGCUCUGUGAGAAUAGCUUCAGUCAGAGGUCAGAUCUUGUCAUUCGUGAGGGGACUCACAGUGAUGAGAAGCCGUAUAAAUGCCCUGAGUGUGAGAAAAGCUUCAAUUCUAGAUCCAACCUCACUCAGCACAAGGAGGUACACACAGGAGAGAAACCAUACAAGUGCUCAGAAUGUGGGAAACACUUCAGCAAAAGCUUCAAUCUUAUCGAACAUAAAAACAUUCACACAGGAGAGAAGCCAUACAAGUGUGCUGAGUGCCAGAAAAGCUUCAUUUCAAUGUCCAACCUGAUACAUCACAAAAGAACUCACACAGGGGAGAAACCGUAUGAGUGCUCAGAGUGUGCGAAAAGUUUUGGUACUCGAUCCAAGCUGGUAGAAUAUAAAAAUAUACAUAGGGGUGAGAAGCCCUACAGUUGUUCCAGCUGUGACAAAAGUUUCAUUUCAAGUUCUAACCUCAUCAACCAUAAAAAGGUACACACGGGAGAGAGACCAUACAAAUGCCUUGACUGUGGGAAAAGCUUCACUCGUAGGUCCAAACUGGUACAGCAUAAAAGGAUUCACACAGGAGAGAAACCGUAUGAAUCUUCAGUCUACAGGAAAAAACUUCCGUCAGAAAUCAUGCUUGGUUAAACAUGAGAAAAUGCACGCAGGUGCUGAAAUUAUAUAAAGGAAUAUGUUAGGAAAAUAUAACCCAGAGUUUAAAGGCCUAAGGACAAGAGCGGAGAUUUAUGAGCGCUGAACAACUGUGAGGAGGGCAUAAUUUGCAAAGGAGAAGCAGCAACCUUCACCCUCACUGGCCAUUUUUCCUCAGCAGGUCUCUCCUCCCUUCAUUUCCCCCUCAAACCAGAGUUCCAAGCAUCUGUCAUAUAUCAGAUGGAAAGCAACCCUGGGGAGGGUGUUUCAGGGAAAGACAACCAGGGAAGGAUUAAGCGACUCCCUCAACACCCCCACCCCAUCUCCACAGUAGAUCUUGUCCUCUGCUAGUGGUCUUGUAGUUGUUUGGGGGUAGCUCUGGUCUGCAGCCAGCCAUGCAGUUCAGUCCCAAGUAUCUAGAGUCUGAGGGAAAGCAUCUGUCAUACUUGUCCCACUAGACGAUUCAUAGGAGCAAAGAAAUGAAACUGUACAGCAAAGGAGAGCCCUGUUAAAGAUUGGUUAUAAAAGUGUUGGGUGCUCAAAGGAGGAUCCAGUCUAUGUCCCUAUAGUAGGCUGAGGUGGCACAGUCCUGAGGAUGCAGAAUGGACUGUACCAUUUCAACCUAUGGAAGGAUUCACUGGACAGGUAAUUCAGUUGCGCGAUUCACAGCCAGUGGAGACAGCAAUGGCCACAAGUAUAGAUGACAUUAAGUGGGAAUUAGAUUCAUGAAGGAGGGGUCCAUCAAUGGCUGCUUUUCAUGGUGACCAAAAAGAACCUCCUCAUCCAGAGGCAGCGAACCUUUGAAGUACCCGUGCUGGAAGGCCACAUCAGUGGAAAGUCUUGGCCUCUAUUCCCUGUCCAAAAGCAUCUGAUUGUCCUCUCUGUGACUAGACUAGAUUGAUCCCUGAUCUGAUCCCACAGGGCUCUUCCUACGUUCUUAUGCAAGCAAGGAAUGUAAUGUCUUGACUCUCCCUCUUAGAAAAAAACAAACCUGUAAUGAUAAAACUAGCAGAUUCUAGAUUUUCCCCUGCUGUGCUAGUUUUCUACAGAAAUCCAGUGUGGUGCAAUGGUUAAGAGUGUCAGGCUAGGAUCUAGGAAAUCCAGGUUCAAAUCUCCAUUCUGGCAUGGAAACUUGCUGUGUGAUCUGGGGCCAAUCAUACCCACUCAUCCAAACCUACCUCACAGGGUUGCUGUGAGGAUAAAAUGAAGGCGAUGAGAAUGAUGUAAGCUGUUUUGAGUCCCCAUUGGGAGAAAGGCAGGGUAUAAAGUAAGUAAAUGCUUGCAAGGGGACUUCUUCGAUUCCAAGUCUGAGUAGUACAGUCCAUUUGGCUACUUUAUAUAAUCUCACCACCAUAGGUAACAUGCUGCAGAAUUAGGGGGUAAAGUUAUAUGGUGGUGGAGUGGCAGGUGCUACUUCAGACAGCGGCAAAAGAAAUUGGGUUUUUUUAAUGCUCGCUCUUGCAAAGAGAGCAGAAAACUAAUAAAGCAGGGGGCAGAACUCAAAACCUUUCUCUCGGAUGUGCUAGGUGUUGUUUUUUUCCCCAUUUCCAGGCAAUUUUUCCCAAGGGGGAGCUUUUCACAGUGAUCCUUCCACCCACAGCCUGAAGGGGCAUAGUCUAUUCUGUUGCUUCAUUCUGCUGCCUGCUGACAUGAGACUCCCAACUGCUUCUGAGACAUGAAAGUAGCCCUUUCUGGUAAAUUUUGGUCCCUAAUACAUUCAACGCUGGUGUGGGCGUGUAGGAAUCUGAAGAUUUUGUUCCAAAGCUGUUGCACCAUUGGGAAAAAUUCCACUCAUAUUGCACUUUAAAAACAGAGAGCAAGACUGGAUUUUUUAGGUUGAUUGUAUUUUUAACCAUGUUUAAUAUACUCAUUUAUAUGUAAUUUCCCCAGCAUUU
Molecule: messenger RNA, 3811 nt
Organism: Eublepharis macularius
Lineage: Eukaryota; Metazoa; Chordata; Lepidosauria; Squamata; Eublepharidae
Product: zinc finger protein 436-like
Exons: 3
Coding region: 438-1913 (491 amino acids)
Biological process (GO): regulation of transcription by RNA polymerase II
Molecular function (GO): DNA-binding transcription factor activity, RNA polymerase II-specific; RNA polymerase II cis-regulatory region sequence-specific DNA binding
Source: RefSeq, a predicted model, not a curated record